Messenger RNA from Dromiciops gliroides (monito del monte), 1796 nucleotides. Its product is annotated as zinc finger protein 14 homolog. NCBI's taxonomy places the organism in Eukaryota, Metazoa, Chordata, Mammalia, Microbiotheria, Microbiotheriidae. The record is from RefSeq and is a predicted model, not a curated record. Gene Ontology annotation, biological process: negative regulation of transcription by RNA polymerase II; central nervous system development. Bases 300 to 1601 code for a protein of 433 amino acids. Gene Ontology annotation, cellular component: nucleus. Gene Ontology annotation, molecular function: DNA-binding transcription repressor activity, RNA polymerase II-specific; RNA polymerase II cis-regulatory region sequence-specific DNA binding. The transcript has 5 exons.
CGGGUUUGAAGGGCUCAGCACUGCAUAUUCCAACCUCUGGAUGGGCCCAGCAUCAAGCAUGUGCAGCACAAGCUACUGUAACCUGUGAACUAAAAUUCUCAGGAGUCCUUGUUCACCAGGCAGGCAUUUUCCAAAGAGAGGAGGGAGCAGUUUUGACGUCACUUCUGCUGGUCCUCCGUGCCGCUUUCCUGCAAACGGGUGGCCAUUUCUUCCCAAUCAUCUCCUCCAGCUGCCACGUGGAACCUUGGCCUCUUGUGGCCUCUGCUCUUCCCCAGUAGGUGUUUUCACUGCACAAGGGAAUGGCUCCUGUGCUCCUGACAACCAGCCCUGGAAGGGAAUCAGUGACAUUCCAGGAUGUGGCUGUGGAAUUCACCCAGGAGGAGUGGGCACAUUUGAACCCAUCUCAGAAAAACUUGUACAGGGACGUGAUGUUGGAGAACUAUAGCAACCUGGUCUCUUUGGGAUUUGCAGUAUCCAAACCAGAUUUGAUCUACCAGAUGGAAAGAAAGGAAGCAUCUUGUAUGCCAGAGACAGAUAUCCCGGGAAGCAGCUGUCCAGAGAGCAAAGAAUUUCCUGGAGAAAAACCUUAUGAGGGUAAGAAAUGUGGGAAGGGCUUCAGAUGGAGGAUACAGCUUACACAGCAUCAGACAGUUCACACUGGAGAGAAUCCUUAUAAAUGUGAUCAUUGUGGGAAGAUCUUAAGUAGCAAUGCAUCACUUAAGGCACAUAAGACAAUUCAUACUGAAGAGAUGCCUUAUGAAUGUAAGGAGUGUGGGAAGGCAUUUAGACAGAAGGCACAGCUCACUCAGCAUCAGAGAACUCACACUGGAGAGAAAGUUUAUAAAUGUGAUGAAUGUGGGAAGAUCUUAAGUAGAAAUAUAUCACUUAAGGCCCACAAGAGAAUUCAUACUGGAGAUAUGCCUUAUAAAUGUAAGGUGUGUGGGAAGGCCUUCUACUUCCUCUCAGAACAUAAUCGACAUCAGAGCAUUCAUACUGGGGAGAAACCUCAUAAAUGUAAUGAAUGUGGGAAAGCCUUCCGCCUUACUGUACAACUUACUCGACACCAAAGCAUUCAUACUGGAGAGAAACCAUAUAAAUGUGAUGAAUGUGGGAGGCGCUUCAGAACAAAGUCACAGCUUCCUCAACAUCAGAGAAUUCAUACUGGAGAGAAGCCUUAUAAAUGUGAUGAAUGUGGGAAGGCCUUCACACUGAGGAGACGAUGUAUUCAACAUCAAAGAAUACAUACUGGAGAGAAACCUUAUCAAUGUGCUGAUUGUGGGGAGGCCUUCAGAGUGAGUUCACUACUUAAACAACAUCAGCAAAUUAAUCAUGGAGAAAUACCAUUUGUAUGUAAUCAAUGUGGGAAAGGCUUCUUUUGGAAUUCAGACUUUAAGAGACAUCAGAUGAUUCAUACUGGAGAGAAACCUUAUGAAUGUAAGGAAUGUGGGAAGGCCUUCCAACUGAUGAAAAUGCUUACUAAACAUUACACAAUUCACACUGGAGAAAAGCCUUAUAAAUGUAAUGAAUGUGGGCAGGCUUUUAGAUUAAGGAGUUACCUUACUCAGCACCAGAGAAUUCAUCCUGGAGAAAAACUUGAAUAAAAUAUGUGUUGAAAGACCUUCUUCAUGAGUUCAGAAGUUACUCUGCAUCAGAGUAAAAGUCAUAUGAGAGAAGACUUAAGAAAUAGUAAAUAGGGGGCCAUUAGUUGGCACAUUGGAUAAAGCAUCGGCCCUGGAUUCAGGAGGAUCUGAGUUCAAAUCCGGCCUCAGAUGCUUGACACCUACUAGCUGUGUGAC